This is a messenger RNA of Suillus paluster, 429 nucleotides long. RefSeq lists its product as uncharacterized. Lineage: Eukaryota; Fungi; Basidiomycota; Agaricomycetes; Boletales; Suillaceae. The coding region runs from base 1 to 429 and encodes 142 amino acids. The transcript has 3 exons. The record is from RefSeq and is a predicted model, not a curated record.
AUGAAGAGCAGGAGGGCACUGGUUGCCUGGGCCGUUUCAGGAGAAGAUUCGGACAGGAAGUUGGUGUGGGACUCCGGAGAGUGGACUGAGCUUCAAGAAGGUAUUGAGGCUGAACUGGAACGUCCCCUAUGCAAAAGCAAAAAGCUACCCCGAAGAAAUGAAGGCGUCCGAGUCGGUGCCUUAUCUUUCGUUGGGCUCUUCAGUUUCUUGCUACUUCGUUACAUGCCUGCUUUAGUUGGCACAUAUCAUUUUAUCAGUUGCCAUGCAUUAUGUGAUAUGACGGAGUCGGAGAACGGAGGGCUUCUGUACACUGAUUGGAGACCUUGCAAGACUCCUAGACGUCCACUAAUGUCGUCGACCAGGCGAGCAGUUUCGAAAACGCAUGCUGUACAGCCUUUAAGCUUUCCUCUUGAUCGAUGGCAAUGGUAA